AAUUAAUUGUAUGUUAAGAAAGUGACAGUAACAAUUUAAUUUAACGAAUAGUAACAAAAUUUUGUUAAACUAUGGCUCAUUUGAAUAUAUUAUCCAAAAUGAUUCCACCAGAAAAGCUUAGCCAAGAAAGAGAAAAGUAUAUAGGUAAUAUUAUAACUCAUAAUCAACAGAAAAUUCUUCCAUAUAUUUAUAGGAUUAGUGCUAAAAUUCUAGAUUGUGUAGAAAUUGAAAAGCUUGAUGUUGAAACAGCAAUUAAUCUUUUGCAGUUAAAUCAUAUUGGAAAUGGUGCAAAACGUUUGGUAGGAUUGGUAAUAUCUAACCAAGACAAAAUAGAAUAUUUGCUAAAUAAAAUGAAAUUUCUUGAGCGUUAUCAAAGCGUAGAUGUACAUUUAAUCAGAAUUUUGAUUGCUGAAAUGAUCUGGGGAAAGCAAAAGAUCAAGAUUGGUUCUAUAGAACCUGCAAUAAUAUUAUAUCACGAAGCAGAUUUAAAAGAAACGUUUUUAGAAGCGGCAAAUAUUUAUAAUAUUAGUAAUGAUAUGUAUUAUUAUCCAAAAUUGCCGGUCUAUGUUCGUAUAAAUACAUUGUCCAUUUCACUUGAAGAUAGCAUUAAGGCUUUUAUCAAAGAAGGCUGGAAUUUACUACCUCGACCUGACACAUACUUGGAUUAUGUGAGAAUUAUAUCAUAUAUAAGGAAAAGUGAUUUUAUUAGAGAUUUUCAUAUAUCAGAGCUUUUAGUAUUUCCUACUGGCACAGUAUUUUAUGAACAUCCUGGUUAUUUGAAAGGAAAAUUUUUACUACAAGACAAAGGUAGUUGUCUUUCAAGUUUUCUGUUAAAUCCAAAACCAGGGUCAGUUGUAUUAGAUAUUUGUGCUGCUCCUGGCAAAACUACCAAUCAUCUUGCCAAUAUAAUCAAUAAUCAAGGAACUAUUUAUGCGAUUGACAGACAUCCUGAUAGGUACAAUCAGCUUUGUGCCUUAAUGAAUUUGACAAAUGUCACGUGUGUGAAGCCAAUAUUUGAUGACUGCACAAAUGUUACAAUUAAUGAUGUAAAUUAUAUUUUAGUUGAUGUUUCUUCGACAUACUCGGGAAUUUUUUUUCGAAGAGAUGAACGUGAUUUAGAUAAUCAACUAGCAUAUUACAAUCAUCUUUCUAGUAAUAUACUUAGACAUGCUCUCCAGAGUUUUCCAAAUGUAAAACGUGUUGUUUUCACUACAUGUUCAAAAUCAGUUACAGAAGGAGAAAAAGUUAUAGCAGAUGCAUUAAAGGAAGUUGGAAAUUCCUAUUCCCUCCUUGAUAUCAAAGAAAUGUUAUGGUGCCAAUGGGUAGCUUCUGGAAUGAAUAAUAAUUACCCAUUUAAAGAUAAAUGCAUUCGUACAAAUCCCGACUUGGAUAAAUGCCUAAGUUAUUUUAUUGCAGUAUUUGAAAGGAAUUUUGAAAAUCUUCCACCGCUAUAUGUGCACAGAAUAAAUGAGUUUAAUGAAAUUAUUUAUGAAAAAGAUAAUUCAGAUGAUGAAAUUACAGAAAUUGAUUUUAUCAAUCAAGAAAAUCAACGUCCAAGUCAACCUGUAGCUGCAUAUCCCCAUCACCAUCAACGUAAUAGAAAUAACUUUGAUGUGUUUAUGUCACAUAGUUUUUGGUUAGAAAAUGAUGUCUUCCCUAUACCACCACCACCUCGACCAUCUUAGCUCGAUAUAUAAUAUUUGAUUUUGAACAAAUACAUUAUGUAUAAUUAUCUACAUUUUUAACCUUUAUUGCGUUUAACUUAUUCGUUAAAAAUUCUGUUUUCCUUAAUCUAAAAUUACAAAUUUUCAUUGUUUUCUUAAAAAUAUUGGUUUCUUGAUUUUUCGUUCCAUGAUUAAUAACCAGAUAUUGCAUGAUGUAGUGUAACAUAGUGUAGAAUUAAACUUUUCAUACUAUUUUUUACUAAUAUGUACAAAAAAUAUAUUGAUAUAAAGUAAAUUUGUUUAAAACCAAAAUAAGACAUCAAUUUGAUCUAGCAUUUUAUUUUAGAUCAAUGUCCUAUUUUGAUAAACUGAUAAAAAUAUAAAUGGUUCAGAAAAAUAUUAUUUGGAAUGAA
Messenger RNA from Phymastichus coffea, 2077 nucleotides. RefSeq names its product 28S rRNA (cytosine-C(5))-methyltransferase-like. The transcript has 6 exons. NCBI's taxonomy places the organism in Eukaryota, Metazoa, Arthropoda, Insecta, Hymenoptera, Eulophidae. Gene Ontology annotation, molecular function: methyltransferase activity. Bases 72 to 1685 code for a protein of 537 amino acids. Gene Ontology annotation, biological process: rRNA base methylation. The record is from RefSeq and is a predicted model, not a curated record. Gene Ontology annotation, cellular component: nucleolus.